AGACGUACUUUCAUACCCAAGGCUACGCGAGCGCCAGCAUGGACCGCCACGACGACAAAGAGCAUCACGACGGCCGCGAACACGACCGCUCGGCGAGUCCCGGGGUCGACGAAGACACCUUCUCCGCGAAGGGCAGCUCCUCGCCCGAGCGCAACUCUUCCAGUCACAGUGGAGGGCCCAUCGAAAUCCACGACGAAAAGCGCAAGCCACCGGCCGAACAACCGUUAGACUUCUCCCUCAAGAGCAGAGCCGCGUCCUCCUGCUGUUCCUCGCCCACGUCCUCCGAAGAGGACAGAAGGAUGUCCCCCCCGAACCACAGCGUGUUCAGCGUCGCCCCCUCUAACCUGCUCAGGCCGCUACCGUGGAAUGCUCCUGAGAUCCACCAUCCCAACCCGCUCGUGGUAACACCGAGCACGUCCACGGCGGCCAUUUCGACGCCACCCCCGGAAAUCCCGUUCAAGGUCAACGGCUAUUCGAACGGAUUCGGCACGUUUUGCGACAGCAUCAUGCCUUUCAUGCCGUCCCUGCCGUCGCCUCCGGCUUGCGGGCUUUUCGACAACGCGCCGGCACCCCCUCUGGUCAGACCGCCGCCUUCCCAGCAAGCGGCGUUCCCGUCCAUGUCGCUUCUACCGCCGGCUACAACGCAGGGUAGCCCGCCAUCGAGCGUCUCGCCGACGACGCCCAAGUACGUACGGCCUUUCAAGGCGUACCAGCGGGGAGAGCGACUCAGCCUGGGCAUUUGCGGCAUUACCGGCUCGUACUUGCCGUCCGCAGCUACAGCGUUGGCGCCUGGUUUCGCCAUAGCCGACCCGUCGCUCGACCCGAAGUUCGCGGCAUUCCGCGAGCACUGUCUGCGAGACGGCACCCGCAACGGUCGCCACGACGCGCACAGGCGGUCCAAGACGACGCCCGUUCCUGCAUCGGCCACGUGCCAGACAGACACGUCUUCUCAUCCGUCGCUCGGCAACGGCAACGUGACGCGACGCCCGGACAGCGGUGACGACGGCGACCGCACGUCGCCGGAUAACAGCAACUCGUCGACGGCGACCGUCACCAACGGGGUCGAGUCCGCCGCGAAAGAGUCCAACGGCGAGGCUACCAGGAACGGACGAGGAGCCCUCUGCAACGGAGCCGCGGACGGCUCCUCGCCUCCGAACGGUGACGCUACCAGCAGCUGCGGUCCCAUUCGCAACGGACGGCGACGGUCUCGGCUGCCCGACAACGAGAAGGACAGCGCGUACUGGGAACGACGCCGCAAGAACAACGAGGCUGCCAAAAGGUCCCGGGAUGCUCGCCGGGCCAAGGAAGACGAGAUCGCCCUCCGAGCCGCUUACCUCGAGACCCAGAACGCGCAGCUGCUGUACGAGCUCGCCAAGACACGCGCGGAGUUGACACUGCUGCGUCAAGCCUUGUGCGCCGCCGUCUCCAACCAGCAACAUCAGUAGCAGCGGGUUUUGCGAUUUGGACGCCCGAGCACCCACGCGGCUCCCGUCCCGCAAGACGUUCGACUCGUGGUGGCUCGUGCCAAGUGAUGAAGGUCAUGCGAUAUAACUUGUCCCCUCAGCGUUCACGUUGUCAAGCCUCAAUAGGCCCACUUGGCGUCGCCGUCACAUGGUUCUCCAUAAGGA
This is a messenger RNA of Rhipicephalus sanguineus (brown dog tick), 1628 nucleotides long. RefSeq lists its product as uncharacterized. Bases 39 to 1445 code for a protein of 468 amino acids. Gene Ontology annotation, molecular function: RNA polymerase II cis-regulatory region sequence-specific DNA binding; DNA-binding transcription factor activity, RNA polymerase II-specific. NCBI's taxonomy places the organism in Eukaryota, Metazoa, Arthropoda, Arachnida, Ixodida, Ixodidae. Gene Ontology annotation, biological process: regulation of transcription by RNA polymerase II. The record is from RefSeq and is a predicted model, not a curated record. Gene Ontology annotation, cellular component: nucleus. The transcript has a single exon.